AUGCGUUUGUCAACUGUCACGUCCGGCCUCAUUGCCCUCGCGGGCUUGGUCCAUGCGCAGAAUGACACCGCAGAGAUCGCCCCCAUCCCCUUCCCAACCAGCUGCGCCGGGGUCCCCGCCAACCGAUUCCCCUUCAAGGUCCACGCCGACUGGCAAGUCACCAAGAUCCAGGGCAACCUCCAGCAGCCACGUGCCCUCGUCUUCGACAGCGCCGGCAACCUCCUCGUCCUGGGAAACAGGCAGGGCAUCAGCAUCCUCACCUUUGGUGCCGACGGCUGCAUUGCCAGCAGCAAGCUACUCAGUCAGAACAUCCGCUUCAGCCACGGUCUGAGUCUGAGCCCCGACGGCAAGAAGUUGUACGCUAGCUCUGAGACGAACGUCUGGUCCUGGGACUACGAUGCCGCUACUCAAGCCCUCACCAACCAGAAGACCAUUGUCAAGAACAUGAGCACCGGUAUCCACUUUACCAGGACCGUCCAUGUCGUACCUCACAAGCCGAACUUGAUCAUCGUGUCCGUCGGCAGCAACUCUAACUUUGAUAUGAAUGCUGCCAACAUGCGUGCCACUGUUAGGGUCUUUGAUGCUGACACUGCUCCCGCUGAUGGUUGGGAGUACAAUACCCAGGGGCACCAGCUUGGUUGGGGUCUCCGGAAUGAAGUCGCUCUCGCUUUUGACCCCAACGGCCACGUUUGGGGUGCUGAGAACAGCGGUGAUGACUUCCGGCGAACCGUCAACGGCCAGUCCACGGACAUCCACAUCGACAACCCUGCCGAGGAACUCAACUAUCUCGGUGACCCCGCCAUCCCCAAUGAGAAAUGGUACGGCUACCCAACCUGCUUCACCGUCUGGGACCCAACCGUCAUCCGCGACGCCUCCUUCAAGACGGGCGACCAAUUCGUCGUCUCGCCUAACGCCCAGUUCGACGACGCGCGCUGCAUCCAAGAGUCCGUGCCGCCCCGCCUCUCCUUCCAAGCCCACAGCGCCCCCAUCGACGCCGUCUUCGACAAGCCGGGCGAGAACCUCUACAUCACGUUCCACGGCUCGUGGAACAGGCAGCCCGCUACCGGUUACUCCGUCGUUCAGGUCCCCUUCACCCAGCUUGAAGACGGCAUUUAUGACCCCGCCGCUCCGCCUGAUAGCAUGUCCGGCUAUACUGAGAUCUUUGGCGCCCAGAACCCUGGCGCUUGCCAGUCGAUGAGUUUGACUAUGAGUACUUGCUUCCGUCUCGCGGGUAUCACUUUUGAUCCCUCUGGUACGAACCUGUAUGUUUCUAGCGAUAACCAGUCUGAGGGUGAGCUAUGGGUCCUCAAGAAGAAGUCGGCGUAA
Messenger RNA from Scedosporium apiospermum, 1326 nucleotides. RefSeq lists its product as uncharacterized. NCBI's taxonomy places the organism in Eukaryota, Fungi, Ascomycota, Sordariomycetes, Microascales, Microascaceae. The record is from RefSeq and is a predicted model, not a curated record. The transcript is spliced from 4 exons. Bases 1 to 1326 code for a protein of 441 amino acids.